GGAACUUUUUCCAUUGUUACAGUAUCCAGAGAGCCCAUACCUUCCAAUCACAGCCCACCACCUUCAAUCUCUCUCUUUCUCUCUCUUGAAGAUUUUAGCAAAAAGCUUAGAUUCAUUCCUUGGAGCUAGGUACCUCUGCUUUUGAGCUUCUUAACAAGCGUUGUGGUCUCUCGUUUCAUAGGAGUAUUGUCUAUAUAUUUUCUUUUUCUUUCUUCUCGUUUCUUUGUUACUCAGACCUCAAGUAAAAGGAAGAAAGCAGAGAGAUCUUUUCCCAGCUUUUCUGACUUCUCCAAUUCCCUUAGAGAAUCACUGUCUAACCUGUUUUCCCACCUGGGUUUUCCAUUUCCAACCUUUUUUUUUAACUUUUUUUAUUCAGAGUUCUAGCUUCUCUCUUCUUUUUUUCUUUAUUAUCCUACUCAUGCUUGGAUACAUCGAAGAGCCUGAAGCUGCAAAGAGAAGCUUUACUCUUAGUUUUCACUUUUUACUACCAAGCUUUCUUCUUUUCAAAUUCUUGGCUUCUUCUAUCUCAGUUCCUGAGAAUUGUUUCUGGUUUGCUUCCCAUGGAAGUUUAACUUGGUACAGAUCUCAGUAGUGGUUCUAGGGUUCCAUCCUGGAAUAUUUUGAGAUUAUUUUUAGUAUUAUUAGAAAUGGUCGUACUAAAUUUUGUUUGAUUUUUGGAAAGUUGGGACUUUUCUAGAUUCCUCAGGGGUAUGACUGCACCACGAAAAAAGCUAUUCUGAUUCCUCUCUAAUGCUUCCUGAUUUAACACUGAUAUUUUUGCGGUGAAACCUCCACCUCUCUGCAUUUUCUUUCUGGGUUCUUUUUGCUUUCCCUCUGUUUCAACAAAGAAUUGCGGAUUUGUUCCAAUUCUCUGGCAUGUUAUAAUAGUUUUGCUUCUUAAUUGGAUGCAAUGAAGUGGGAAAUGGAAGUUCUUUCACCUGCAUCGUAUCAUUCAAGCACAAAUUGGCUAAUAGAAGAUAGCAAGAGCACCAUAUGGACUCCAGCGGAGAACAAGAUUUUCGAGAAUGCUCUUGCAGUCUACGAUAAGGACACUCCUGAUAGAUGGCAUAGGGUUGCUGCUAUGCUCCCUGGGAAAACCGUAGGAGAUGUCAUAAAGCACUACAGGGAAUUAGAAGUUGAUAUUAGCAAUAUAGAGGCAGGGCUGAUUCCAAUUCCUGGAUACAGAACCUCUCCCUUCACAUUGGAUUGGUCUAGCAGUAAUAGCUAUGAUGGGUUCAAACAAUCUUAUGUUCUUGGUGGGAAGAGAUCUUCUUCAGGUCGGCCUGCUGAUCAGGAGAGAAAGAAAGGAGUUCCAUGGACAGAGGAAGAGCAUAAGCUGUUCCUGAUGGGCUUGAAGAAGUAUGGCAAAGGAGACUGGAGAAAUAUAUCGCGGAAUUUUGUUGUAACAAGAACACCAACACAGGUGGCUAGUCAUGCACAGAAGUACUUUAUCAGGCAGCUUUCAGGAGGGAAAGAUAAGAGAAGAGCUAGCAUCCAUGACAUAACAACUGUCAACAUUAAUGACAUUAGAACUCCGCCUGACAGUAAAAGACCACCUUCACCUGAUCAAUCCACUACCGUGCUUUCUCAGCAGUCCAAUGCUGUAGCCAUGCCUAGAACACAUUUUCAAUGGAAUCAACCCAAUAUUGGAGCGACCAUGGCUUUCAGUGCAACACAUGGGAAUAUGUUUAUGUCUUCUUCUUAUGGAAUUAACUCAUAUGGGCUCAAAAUGCAGGCUCACAAUCUGCAUAGAGGUGCUGUUCAUGAAUCUUACAUUGGACCUCAAAGUAUAGCUUUUCAGAUGCAAUCUGCACAGCACCACCCUCAUGGAUGAGACUACCGCAAUGGUUUUGAUUUCUUCAAUGCCACCUCUUCUUUAGUUUCAUUGGUAUAGCUCUGUCUGUGAUUUCUUUUUCCAUUUCAACCCUUUUUUUUUCCUUUACUUUUUUGUUUUCCGGGGGUCUUUUUGUAUAUUUCAUAAAGAAUUCGACUUUAGUCCAUAGUUGGCACUUGAACUUGGAGGAUAAAGGAUUCUGUUUUACCAGGCAUUUGAAUUUCUGAAUUAUGAAACUGAGAGGGAAGAUUCUCCGGUCUGGGUUAUUCUUGUAUUUGAGGUCAUCCGUUCAAUGUAUAGAGUGGUGAGCACUAUCCAAAUGAGCAUGGGGAAUGUUUUCAAUGGAUAUUGUUAUUGUAAAUGAUUCUGAAGUAAGACUAGGCUUCACAGUUGCCUGCCCGCCCCAUGAUCUGAUAACUUAAGAUGGUUCCUCCAAGAUAAGAUUAGAAGAAUGCAGAAAGAGAUUUGCAUGCAUCAAUAAACAACGUUGAGGAAUUUCAGGCCUACACAGGAUAUGAAAUAAAGGGAUCGACACAAUAAGCAUCUUCGAUUAUAAAAUAAAAGCUUAGCAUUUUUAUGUUUGUU
Messenger RNA from Hevea brasiliensis (rubber tree), 2419 nucleotides. RefSeq names its product transcription factor DIVARICATA-like. The transcript has 2 exons. NCBI's taxonomy places the organism in Eukaryota, Viridiplantae, Streptophyta, Magnoliopsida, Malpighiales, Euphorbiaceae. The record is from RefSeq and is a predicted model, not a curated record. Gene Ontology annotation, molecular function: DNA binding. The coding region runs from base 911 to 1834 and encodes 307 amino acids.